GGCCCCGCGCGCGCCGCAGCGGCCCGCAGACGGCGAGGGGGAGGGGUGGUGCGCGCGCCGGCGGGGCCGCGCGGGGAGAAAGACACUGGAAGGCAACCGGGCGGGGAGAGGCGCGCGCGGGCCGCGGCUGAGCAGGAGGCUACUAGGAGAGCCCGCGGGGUCCGGGGGUGCGAUUCCUCCGCCCCCGCAAAACAAUGUGUAGCGUGCAGCGGGGCGCAACUUGCGGGAGGCGGCGGGGACGCGCCGAACCCGCCUGAGACCGAGCUGCUGACCUCCCCCCGCCGUCCGUUGGGCCCGAGCGCCCAGCUCCUUGCUCCCCAGCUCUCGGGGGCCGGGCCGAGCUACGGGGCGGGGCCGCCCCUCCGUCGCUGCUGCCUCCUCCCCCACCCCCAGCCGCGGAGGAUGCGGACGGCCCCCGGCGGCGUCUAGCGGCCCCGGGCCCAGGCGCGAUGGUGCAGCAGCGGGGCACGCGGGCCAAGCGGGACGGCGGGCCGCCGCCCCCGGGGCCGGGGCCGGCCGAGGAGGGGGCGCGUGAGCCCGGUUGGUGCAAGACCCCGAGCGGCCACAUUAAGAGACCGAUGAACGCGUUCAUGGUGUGGUCACAGCACGAACGGCGAAAGAUCAUGGACCAGUGGCCCGACAUGCACAACGCCGAGAUCUCCAAGCGCCUGGGCCGCCGCUGGCAGCUGCUGCAGGACUCGGAGAAGAUCCCGUUCGUGCGGGAGGCGGAGCGGCUGCGCCUCAAGCACAUGGCGGAUUACCCGGACUACAAGUACCGGCCGCGCAAAAAGAGCAAGGGGGCGCCAGCCAAGGCGCGGCCCCGCCCCCCCGGCGGUGGCGGCGGUGGUGGCAGCCGGCUCAAGCCUGGGUCGCAGCUGCCUAGCCGCGGGGGCCGCCGAGCGGCAGGAGGGCCUUUGGGGGGCAGCGCGGCGGCUCCCGAGGACGACGAUGAGGACGACGACGAGGAGCUGCUAGAAGUGCGCCUGGUCGAGACCCCCGGGCGGGAGCUGUGGAAGAUGGUCCCGGCAGGGCGGGCUGCCCGGGGACCAGCGGAGCGCGCUCAGGGGCCGUCGGGCGAGGGAGCGGCUGUCACCACUGCCUCCCCUACUCCGUCGGAGGACGAGGAGCCUGAGGAAGAGGAGGAGGAGGCAGCAGCGGCGGAGGAAGGCGAAGAGGAGACGGUGGCGUCGGGAGAGGAGCCCCUGGGCUUUCUAUCCAGACUGCCCCCGGGCCCAGCCGGCCUGGACUGCAGCGCCCUGGACCGCGACCCUGACCUGCAGCCUCCGUCAGGCACGUCGCACUUCGAGUUCCCGGACUACUGCACCCCAGAGGUUACCGAGAUGAUCGCGGGGGACUGGCGCCCGUCUAGCAUCGCCGACCUGGUUUUCACCUACUGAGCCCACCGUCAGCGGGGCGCGCAAGCCCCCAAACCAGCUGUUUACAUACAGGAAUCAGGUAUUGGGGCCCCUCGGAGGCCGAGGCUGGCACCCCAUCUCCCACGCAGCCUCCCCCCUCCUAGACGUGCCCAUCCCCCCUCGAAUCCAGACAUGCCCCUCCCCCGCAGACACACCCCAAGGCAGCCCAACCCCCACCCUUUCCCUGACAUCCAAGCUCCUCCCUGCCCUGCCCCCUUCUGCACAGCCACCAGCAGCCAGCCCCCCUCCGGUACACCUCCCGUCCUUUCCUACAGACCUGUGCCCCUCCCCCACUAUGCACUUGCCCCUCCUCGAGGCCGGAGGACACGCCCCUGCCCUUGCUCCGGAAUCCCUCCGCCUUUGCCUAGCCCUUCUCUUCUCUCGUUUAGGGGGGCGCUGGGGCCCAGAGGCCCCGCGCACUCCUCCCAGGCCCCUCCCCCCCAAGUGGGGGGAGGGGCGCGCUUCUUUUACUCUGGGAACGCAGGGACCCGCCCCCUUUUGGCGCAUGCUUAAUGCUCCUUGGGAGGAGGGGGCUGGUCCCUCUGGCCAGCACUGGGCAGAAGUGGGGUGGGUACAGAGGUAUCCUGAGAAAUAUUUUGAUCCGGGAGCUGCGGCUUCUUUUCAACCCGACGGGGCGUCACUGCCUUAAUGGGAGGAGCACUCAAAAGGGGGAGAAAGGGACUAACUAGCCGGUCCGGAAGGGUUGGUUUGGAACUUGAAAAUGUCCCAAGUGGAGUAACCUCCUUUCACUUAAUGGGGUCGCGCAGACCCACCGGUACCCCCCCACACACACACCAACUACCUGAAUGCCUCUGCGGCCUAUCUUGGUCCCCAGAAACCUCUCUUUCAUUCCUCACCCUGGGAAUUGGGGUAGGAUCUUUCUCUGGAAAUUCACCAUGAGAGGAAGGGAUGACCAAGAAAACUCAGAACUGAGACACGUUAACAGUGUGUUUGGGGGACAGUGUUCUGCCGCUUCCCCCCUCCUCCGGAAGUGCCCUGUCAGUUCAGGGCACACUCUCGAGCCUGGGCUCCUGAAGCCCACAACCUCUUCCUAUCACUCAAGCCUCCCUGUGCCCCCAGUGAUAGUAUUCAGUGGGAGAGGCAGGGCACGUUGUUACCAAGGGCUUGAGACUGAAGCACGAUAGCAGAUGGAGUGUCAAGAAGAGCCUCAUUUUUAAGAGCCUUGUUUUUGAGCAGCUGACUUGAGACCAUCGAUUGGACCAGUGAGACUGAAAGGCUGUCAGAGCAGUGGAGGUGUGCCCUGCGCCUAUUUUUCUACGUGAAAAAAUAGGGAUAGCGAUGUUGUAAGAGGAAGCUGUGUCCAGUUCGGGGUGCCUUAGGGACCCUGCCCCUGAUGUUACCCCUCUAACUCCCAAUUCCCCGCUCAGGCCCCGCCCCUCCGGCCUCCCCCACCCCCACCUCCCUUGCCCUCACUACCUGUAUCUCACCGGCGUGUGUUCACCCCCCGGGUGUGCACACACUCUCAUUCACACACACAAAUCUCAGGAACAAACGGUCCCAGAGUCCUCCGGGACCCCUGCCCAGGGUCUCUGCUGGCCUCUGCCCCACGCGUUCCCAUCGCUGACAAAGCCACCAGCUGCCUCCUUUACGCUUGGUGCUCCGGCUCUGGGCCUUUCUUGCGCUCUCUCUUUCUCUCUCUCUCUCUUUCUCUCUCUUUUUUAAGUAAAACAACAACAAAAAGACAAUGAAAAAAAACCCAGAAAACGUCAUGUGAGUGAAGAGAUGUCAUUGUCUGUGGUCUUGAAGAACUAGUCUAGUAGCUGAGGGGAGGGAUCCCUCCCAUCUGGGGCACUGGCACCCACAGCAGGACUUCCGCCAGUCUGAUGCCAGGACUGAAUAAAGUGUAUUUGCCCCUAC
Messenger RNA from Phyllostomus hastatus (greater spear-nosed bat), 3293 nucleotides. It is a transcript of the gene SOX12, whose product is annotated as SRY-box transcription factor 12. Gene Ontology annotation, molecular function: RNA polymerase II cis-regulatory region sequence-specific DNA binding; DNA-binding transcription factor activity, RNA polymerase II-specific. Gene Ontology annotation, biological process: positive regulation of transcription by RNA polymerase II; anatomical structure morphogenesis; negative regulation of transcription by RNA polymerase II. The transcript has a single exon. Bases 450 to 1397 code for a protein of 315 amino acids. Lineage: Eukaryota; Metazoa; Chordata; Mammalia; Chiroptera; Phyllostomidae. The record is from RefSeq and is a predicted model, not a curated record.